Babjeviella inositovora NRRL Y-12698 is the source of this 711-nucleotide messenger RNA. It is a transcript of the gene ARC19, whose product is annotated as Arc19p. The record is from RefSeq and is a predicted model, not a curated record. The transcript is spliced from 2 exons. Bases 1 to 477 code for a protein of 158 amino acids. Gene Ontology annotation, biological process: Arp2/3 complex-mediated actin nucleation; actin filament polymerization. Gene Ontology annotation, molecular function: actin filament binding. NCBI's taxonomy places the organism in Eukaryota, Fungi, Ascomycota, Pichiomycetes, Serinales. Gene Ontology annotation, cellular component: Arp2/3 protein complex; actin cytoskeleton.
AUGGGAAGCUCGCUUACAGCCGCCAUUUGCUUAGAGGAUUUUGCAUCGCAAGUGGCAGAGAGACACAACAGACCGGAAAUCGAAGCGGGUGAGUCACCUGAGUUGUUGCUCAACAACAUGACGAUUUCCAGAAACGACAAUGAAAAGGUGUUUAUUGAGCCAAGUGUGAACUCCAUCAGGGUUUCUAUCAAGAUUAAGCAGGCUGAUGACAUUGAGGAGAUUUUGGUGCACAAGUUCACCAGAUUCUUGACCGGUAGAGCCGAGAACUUUUUCAUCUUGAGAAGGGUGCCGAUCAAAGGCUAUGAUAUUAGUUUCUUGAUCACAAACUUCCACACGGAACAGAUGUUGAAGCACAAGUUGGUGGACUUCAUCAUAGAGUUCAUGGAGGACGUUGACAGGGAGAUCAGUGAGAUCAAGUUGUUUUUGAAUGCUAGAGCGAGAUUUGUUGCGGAGGCGUACUUGACCCCGUUCGAUUAAGCGGCACCAAGGAGAAGCCACGGCAAAGCUGAGCCCCGUAUUUUUUGUGCCCCUAAGAUCUCUUAGAUAUUCUGUUACAGCCCGUGGUGCUUUCAUUCAUGUAUAUGGUAGUAUGUUGAUUUAUGUACCGUGAUGUAGUUGCGUCCUUGGGCUGGCUGUACUUUGAUACGGCAUAGUUUUUGGUUUUCUCAUUCGAAUAGUUUCAAUAGAUUGACUUCAAGUUUAUUAGGCGAG